Petromyzon marinus (sea lamprey) is the source of this 3050-nucleotide messenger RNA. Lineage: Eukaryota; Metazoa; Chordata; Hyperoartia; Petromyzontiformes; Petromyzontidae. The record is from RefSeq and is a predicted model, not a curated record.
AACCGUCCCGCCCACGUAACGUCUAAGAAAUUGCGUCACCGCGAAUCGAGUGUGACUACGACGCCGGUGACGUCAUCGCGCGGUGGUGGACGUCACGAGGAGGCUGGCAAGAUGAUGGCGACCUUAGCGGUAGAGCCGCUGCGGCUGGAUCGCGACGUCGCCCGCGCCAUUGAGCUCCUGGAGCGACUCCAGCGCAGCGGGGAGGUGCCCGCGCACAAGAUCCUGGCCCUGCAGAAGGUGCUGCAGAGCGACUUCUGCACGGCCGUGCGAGAGGUUUAUGAGUACAUUUAUGAGACCCUGGACAUCACGGGCAACCAGGAGAUGAGGGCUCUCGCCACCGCCAAGGCGACGGUGGCGGCGUUUGCGGCGAGCGACGGCCACGCGCAUCCCCGCGUGGUCGAGCUGCCCAAGACCGACGAGGGCCUGGGCUUCAACGUGAUGGGCGGUAAGGAGCAGAACUCGCCCAUCUACAUCUCCCGCAUCAUCCCCGGUGGCGUGGCCGACCGGCAGGGCGGGCUCAAGCGCGGCGACCAGCUGCUGUCCGUCAACGGCGUGAGUGUGGAGGGCGAGCACCACGAGCGCGCCGUGGAGCUGCUGAAGCAGGCGCAGGGCUCGGUGAAGCUGGUCGUGCGCUACACGCCCAAGGUGCUCGAGGAGAUGGAGGCUCGCUUCGAGAAAAUGCGCACGGCCAAGCGGCGCCAACAGAGCACGAGCUCCUAGCCGGGCACUGCCCAGCCCGCGGGCGAGCAUACCACGCGCGCAUGUGCAUAAGAAGGAAGAGGGCAUGUUAACGCGACAGGCAUUGGAGUGGCGCGCAGAGUUCGGUGACCCAAGCGCAAGACCUGGAGGCAGAUGGUGGGAGACUGUGAGAGCAGACCCUAGGAGGUCGGGCAAUGACUGCGUUAAGAGCUGCGGGCGGCAACGGCGAGGUGUGGUAGCAUCUUCAGCAUUGGGGCGUGAUGGCCCCUUGCUCUCGCUGUACGAAAGCAAUCGGUGUCUCGGCUUCUAAACGAAUUGACCACUCCGCUGCCCACCAUCCCAAAAGCCCCUGCUUACCGUAGGUGGGCAACGAUAAACUAAACAGUGGGCCCACAUUUCUCUCCAAACAGAAUCCCAAAUAACAAUCGCACACACGCCUCAAAGUCUUCACACUCAUUUUCAAGAGGGUCCUGCUUGGGAUGUUUGGCCAAUUCUUGAGUAAGUUUAUUUUUUAUUUUUAUUAAAGCAACAGCUUAAGGGAAUGGCCAGAAUUAACACUUUGAAAAGAUCUGUCUCAAUCUGCUGUUCCGCAACCUACUUCCUCUACUACUCCACCACGUCAGUCACCGCCUGGUUCCCGUGGUUUUUGUUGCUGGAGCAUGCGAUUCAAGAUGCCCAUCCAGAUGCGAUCCACCAACCCAACCUCCCCUGUCGCUGGGUGAAAGUGCACACCACCACCACACAUUCUACUGAAGUCUGCCAACACGUUGAGUGACGCGAUAUUGUGUUUUACAAAGCGAAAAGUACAAAGAUAAACUCGUGCUUGGUCCAUGCCAUGUUCACUUUCCGUCGUCGCACACUCAAACCGCGGCCUGUGUUUGCCCUAUGGGUGUUGGGGCAAGAUGAAUUAAUACACCACCUCAUGUUGGUCAAGAGUAAAUAUGCGCACCUUCCUAGCGCUCAACAAAUUAUCCCAAUGUGAAUACAAGGACUGAUCGAACACUUGUGGGUCACGUUACCGAAGUGACCAAUCGGAGGAAGAUCGCUGCAUGUUUUAACAAAGUGUCUACCUCGUCAAAUUGUCUUUAGGCAUUGUUAUUCCACAUUGACGACCCUGCAUCAGUGGCGCAAAAUCCACAUUUUCACGGCAUAUUAUUACUAGAACAUGUGUCCCAACUAGUGCUGAUAAGCCAGUCUGAUUUACAAUAAUAAGGUUGUGAGUUCAAAGCUCCUUUAGGGGUCAGCCGUGCCUAUCAUCCUUUUGAAGUCGAUACAAUGAGCAAAUCGCUUUGUGUAAAGUCAACAGCAGCGGUCGUCUUCUCGAGAGACUGGCCCCGAACGGCAAUGUGAAAUUUCCACCACUCGCUCGGGACUGCCAAUGGGAGUGCUUCGAGCAGGAAGACACGUUGGGCCCAGUCCACGUGUUGGUAACGAGUAUUCGCUCUCAUCCAACUGUGAACAAAACCAUCCCAUUGUCCCCGUUACCACCAGAGCGGAGAAUCACUGAAGCGGCGUGUUCAGUGUCAACAUUGGAAUCUGGCCCUUGGUCGUUUUUUUAACUUCACCCGUACAGCAAACAAGAAGUGCUUUUUCUGUUUAUGUAGUUUGUUAUCCUUCCCGCGCACCUCCGAUGAGCACGGAUGGCUACGUACGGUGCGAAGGAAGUUCAACAUACAGCCAGCAUAGAGUUAAUUAUACACAGUGCUGUGCGAGUCAAUGUUAACGUGCUGGUGCGUAUUUGUUAAACCAGGAAACCCUCACUUGUUCUCAAGACCCUUUUUAAACGAAAAUCCUAUUUGUCCUGCAUUGGGAUAUUUGGCCAUUUCUCUACCCAAAAUGCAGCUUGGCAAGAAAGACUUUUUUUAGUUUUUGUUUUAAACAAUCUAGAGUUGCAUACGAAGGUGUUAAUUCAGCAACCGGUGAGGUCACGAGACGUCCUCGCGUGGCUCGAGAGACAUUUCCACCGGGGCGUGUCACAAGCCGACGGAGAAAUCGAGCAAUUUUGAAGUCACCCACACGUCGUUCUGACCCCAGUCGCCUCAACAUGUAGCCCGGCUUGAAGCAUUAACAGUGUUCCGUAGUUUACCACUUAGCAGGUUAUAUAUUUUUUGUUAAUUUUAUGUUUUAUCUUUGUGUUUACUGUGUCGGGGUAAUACUGCCUUGCUUGAAGAUGUGAUGUGAUUUGGUGAGGUGCUGCAGUCUCGGCUGUACGAUGUUACAUACUUUUUUUUUAAUACCUCAUUGGCGUGUUGCAGAUGAUUAAUUUAUCUCUUUCCGACCAUAUUUAAGAGGCGUUAGAGACUUUAUUGGAUGUUUUCAGUAAUAAAUGUUAGUUCGUGUUCACCCUUUAA